Venustampulla echinocandica is the source of this 1146-nucleotide messenger RNA. RefSeq lists its product as uncharacterized. The record is from RefSeq and is a predicted model, not a curated record. The transcript is spliced from 3 exons. NCBI's taxonomy places the organism in Eukaryota, Fungi, Ascomycota, Leotiomycetes, Helotiales, Pleuroascaceae. The coding region runs from base 1 to 1146 and encodes 381 amino acids.
AUGGCUAAGAACCCUCCAGAUGAAAGAUUAGUAUACCUGGCGCUGAAAAAUGUCUUCAAGGGACCAGACGCACAGUUGCGUAUCCCAAAGAAGAUCCGGAAGUUGAUCCAGAAGCAGCUGGAAAAUGGACAUGCAGAGCUCCGCGCGCUGGUAGCCGAGCACAAUAUUAACAAUGUCUGCAAUGUCGCGAAGGCCCUGCUUCAAGACAGUAUUUUCUCAUCAACCCUAAGGGCUAAGAUCCGUUUUCCAGAAGUGUUCGAAGUGUCUCCCGCCCAAAGCGCAGAGCGUGUUGCCUCAGAAGCUGAGGCGGCAAGGAGCGAUGCGGAUGCCAUUAGAGAUGCUGCUGAGGGGCUCCACGGGCCGCGGGCUUCGGUAAAAGUUGAUGAGCUUGAUUCAGCUCACAAAGGCAAACGUAAAGCACUGGGCAUAAUCACAGGCCUCAACUUCUCGAUAUCGAAAGCAUUCCUUCCCACAUACGAACGUCUCUGUUCCGUCAUUGUACCCAGUGUACUUGCCUCUCAAUACUCAGCACAGACUUCUGGUGAAGACGUACUUCAAACGAAGGGAUGGGACUGCCCGGAAUCUGUAGAGCUCAAUAUUUGGGCCCGGAUAUUUUGUAGUAAUGAGGACAAGUUUGACGCUGAGAAGCUGGAUCAACUCGGAAAGCCCUUCCCUGAAUUUCUCGACUCGAUAGCGCAAUUACGCCAUACCGCUGUCCACAGGGUCCGAGUGAGUGCAAAUACAGUUAGGCAAUUCAUGAUCGAAGCGGAAUUCCUAGCUGAUAUACUCCACGACAAUAUCUGCGCCCGUACUCUUUCGUGCCUACGACGGGAAGUACAACAGGUUGUCGAUGAGCUGGGACGUAAUAAAGAUCUGUUGGAGUCUAGAUUGACGGAGAAGCUCCAAGAUAUUGAUACUCGAAGGCGUGAGCUAGACAGCCUUGAACGUAAGGCGGUGGAGGAAAUACUCAGAGAGGAUAAAGAAUAUCAAACUCUUGCGAGUAUGAACUUAGAACAAGCUAUCAAUAUACCGGAGAAUGCUCAAGAUAGUACUUCUACGCCCGAGCACGAAACUAGUUCGGAAGCAGAUGUGGACGUCGAGUGCUUUAAGAGAGCUGAUUUUGGUCAAAGCGGGGAAAUUGUAUGA